AUGGAGAGGUGGCUGGCCAUAAGAAGGCAGCUGAAGCCGGAAGGGGACCUGUUCUUCUUCGGGGCAACGGCACAGCCAAACAAAAAUCUUGUCCGGUACAUGCAGGCGGCGUGUGAGGAGAUGGGACUCUCGGGGAAGCCCACCUUCACCGACCUGAGGACCGGUGCAAAGGAAAGGCACGUACCCCAGGUCCGGGAACUCAUCUCGGCGACCAUGUGCCAUGACGUCCGAAUGGCGGACACGUUUUAUGCUGUCGUCCUGGACCCGGCAAAGUGCGCCGCCUUGCGGGGAAUGUUUGAGCAGGCCACUUACACCCAGGAGGACCCGGCUCCUUUGGACAUGUCCUUGGAGUCCCGGACAGAUCCCAGAACCGAGGACACCUCCGGCCUCACUCAUCAGCUCCCUCCGGUGAGGAAGACUCAGCGGCGGCGGGGGCGGGACAGAAGCAGCAGCACAGAAACGGAGACUGAAGGGCACAUGAGCUACCAAGAGAGCGGUAGCUCUGAGUCUGCCGAGGAGGAAGGAGACCACGACCAUCCUGGUCAAAGCACACCUGUCAGAGGCACCCAGCCGGAGCCCACCACCCCAGAGCUGCCGGUGGAACCUCCUCCUCUUGCUACAAGCACACCUGUCAGAGGCGCGCAGCAGGAGCCCACCGCCCCACAGCUGCCAGUGAAACCUUCUGAGGCUGGACAACCACAGGAGCCUGAGCCGUACAUGGGGCCAUCUAAAAUAACCAGACGAAGCCACAAGCCAGUGUUGCGUCAGUUUCCGAAAGUAGUCCUGAGCCCUCUUAAAAUCACGGCCAAGAAGAAGAAGGAGCAGGCAAGGCAGUUGCCCCGUUUUAAAUCAAAAAAGUGUUUGUAGGUGUGUUUGACACCAAAAUUUAAUGUCAGUUACUUAAGAUUGCAGCCUGUUGCUGUUUUUUGUUGUUUGUGAACUUAUGCCACUUUGUGGUUUUGUUUGUUGUUGUGUGGUUUGUUUUAUUUUUAUUCCCUGCUAAUAAAGCAGUGUUUGAAAACAAUCUGUUUGGUUUUUCAUACACACUUAGCAGUCAUUUACUACGCUUAGACCUUUUCCAUUGUAAUGUUAGCAAACGAUUGACAUUUCCCCUACAAAUGUAGGUAAAGUAGCAAUUAUUUGCCAUUGGCUUAACAAAUUGGCAGAAAUUUGUCAUUUUACAUACAAAUUUAAAGAAAAUGACAAUACUUUGUCAUUGCCUGUACAAAUGUAAAGAAAAUGACAAAGCAUUGUUAUUUGUCAUACAAGUGUAGGAGAAUUGUCAAGACUUUGCCAUUUGAUGGGCAAAUGUAGCGGAAUUGGCAAUGAUUUGCCAUUUGGCAGUCAAAUGUAGGGAAAUUGGCAAUUGCCAUUUGAUGGACAAGUGUAGGGCAAAUGGCAAUGAUUUGCCAUUUGACAGUCAAAUGUAGGGAAAUUGGCAAUUGCCAUUUGGUGGAUGAAUGUAGGGAAAAUGGCUAUAUUUGCCAUUUGAUGGACAAAUGUAGGGCAAAUGGCUACAUUUGACAUUUAAUGGAUAAAUGUAGGGCAGAUGGCAAUGAUUUGCCAUUUGGCGGUCAACUGAAGGGGAAUUGGCAAUACUUUGCCAUUUAAUGGGCAAAUAUAGGGGAAUUGGCAAUUACCAUUUGGUGAACAAAUGUAGGGGAAUUGACAAUUGUCAUUUGAUGGUCAAAUGUAGGGGAAAUAUACGUAUAUUGUUAGUAUAAAUAAUAUUGUAUAAUAUAAUAUAGUAUAAUAUAAUAUUGUUAGGUAAAAAUUGAUUUUCACCUAUGUAUUCUUUCGAAACAGAGUUCAUCACUCAGUGCAUCCUAUUAUGAUUAGAAGGUCCUGGGAAGGCUCCAAGCCAAACCAAUGUGUUGUUUAUGACUGCCUGCAGACUCUUCUCCAAAGUUGAGUGUCUGUGAAGAAUUUGUGUAUGUACUUAUCUCUAACUUGGUGUGUGUGCUCCCAAAUAAAGUCCCCAGCCUUGGCUCUGUGUGAGAGCAAAUUGGCUUGUGACUCCGUUGUGUGUCAUUGAGUGCAUUUCCAUGCGGCCAGUAACCCUUUUAAAACCCGAAUAUUCACAAUAACCCGGUUCCGUAGGUCCUUGUAAACACCGUCAAAAACCCGGAUAUGCUCAUAACCGGGUUUUUAAAAACCCGGUUACUACACCUGGGGUAACCCUUUUCUAACCCGAAUGUUUGGUCGUGUAAACGCAUAUCGGGAUAUCCCCAUCAAAGCGUGUGUUCUGCGCAUGCUCUGUUCACAAGGAAUCUUGGUCUUUUGAGUAGAGAGACGUCUUGUAUGCGCCAGAACACCGGAAGUAAACAACAAGAUGGGAGCAAAAUGGUGAGUCGCGGCACAGCACCACACUUUUGGAGUGACGAAGAAACUAAAGCGCAAAGAAACGCGGUCGCUAUCUCUUCCGA
Molecule: messenger RNA, 2426 nt
Organism: Nothobranchius furzeri (turquoise killifish)
Lineage: Eukaryota; Metazoa; Chordata; Actinopteri; Cyprinodontiformes; Nothobranchiidae
Source: RefSeq, a predicted model, not a curated record